This is a messenger RNA of Planococcus citri (citrus mealybug), 3305 nucleotides long. Its product is annotated as fibroblast growth factor receptor 1-like. Gene Ontology annotation, molecular function: ATP binding; transmembrane receptor protein tyrosine kinase activity. The coding region runs from base 152 to 2686 and encodes 844 amino acids. Lineage: Eukaryota; Metazoa; Arthropoda; Insecta; Hemiptera; Pseudococcidae. The record is from RefSeq and is a predicted model, not a curated record. Gene Ontology annotation, biological process: multicellular organism development; positive regulation of kinase activity; cell surface receptor protein tyrosine kinase signaling pathway. Gene Ontology annotation, cellular component: signaling receptor complex; plasma membrane. The transcript is spliced from 18 exons.
GCUUGAUUAUAAAAAUCACAAUUUAAGUUACUACAAGUUGAAAAUUAUUCGCGAUGCGAAAAGUCAGUCUCGUGGCUGUGUAAUUUGAUGGAAUCACGUAGAAUUAAUUUUCUUUGUACCUAUGUGAAUUGUAAGAACUACAUAAAACGAGAUGACGACAUCAAGAUUAUUCUGUUCCAAAUCAGGGAUGGUCUUUGCCUUGGAAAUUAUUAUCAUAACUUGCUCAUCAGUAAUCUGUCAAGAUACAUUAGGAAUUUCAGUGAGCAUUGAAGAAAAGACGAUGGAUUGCUAUGAUGAAUUUGUUGAAUUUUGCCCGUUCACACAAGAAAGAAGUUCAACAAAAUGGUAUCGUUUAUCAGUGGAACAACUGAAAAAAAUACCCCAUAAUUCAUUAGAGCAAUUACAUAAAUACCAAGUUACGGAACCAUUCUUUGUAACAGGCAUUAUUCUUGAUCGUGAUAUGGGUAGUACACAUAUAAGCCUUAGAAUGCGCUUUCUAACAAUGGACGAUAUCGGAAUGUAUUCAUGCUUGCAUUGGUCAGAAAAAACAGGUAUAGAGGUGAUUCGCCGCAUUCAAUUACGAGUAAAAUGCGAAGGUGAUGAGAACAAAAAUCAUAUAAAACGGAAUGAGGAAGAAAUCCAGAAUGCCCGGGCACGGCCUUAUAUAUUGCUGAUGGUAGCUCACAUGUUAACAGAUCCAGACCGACACAAUCUACUGUUAUGCAGUAUGAUCAGAGGAUAUCCGGAACCAAAUAAUAUUAGUUAUAUUGAAAAUAAUAAAAAUCAUCCUAACUAUUUUACGGAUGAUUGGGGAAAUCCAUGUAUGAACAUUUCAAAACCCGAUUCAAAAAAGCUAUCAAAUUAUACUAACAUCAUAUGCAAUACAAAUGGGUGUAUUAAUGAUACUUUCAACAACGUAAACUUUACUGAAAAAGACACAGCUGAGCUGGAAAUACUUUCGCAUCAAAAUAUAUACAUAUGCUGUUAUUCUUCAUCAAUAAGUGGGAAUAAUUCACGAUGGGUACUCUAUGAGAAUGGAAAAGAAACGAUUGUCUCAGAAUCAAGAGUUGAUCGAAAAAGGCCAGUUUGUCAGAGUGUGAGACUUGCAGGCACAUAUAAAAAAGAAAGGCUGAUGGACACCGAAUGGCAGACGAUUUGUACAUACCAUGUGAAAAUCAUCGGUAAUGUCACAACGAUUAUACCAUCCACAACCACCCUUAAUCAUUUUUCAACCAACCAGACUUCAACCACAACUGAAAACAUUCUGGAAACACGGAAUGUGAAGUUCAACUCAUCCGCAAUCAUCCGCAAUAAUUUCUCAACCAACCAGGCUAUAACCACAACUGCAAAUAUUAUCUCUAAUGAUGAAACACGAAAUGUGAAAUUCAACUUAUCCACAAUCAUCUUCAAUAACUUUUCAACCAACCAGGCUACAACCACAACUGAAAAUAUUCUCGGCGCUGUUCCCUCCAAUUAUGGUGUUUCUACCGUCAAAAUACUGGUCACCAUAUUCAUAAUAAUAUCACUAUUCACAAUGAUAAUUGGUGCUGGUUUUUUCUGCAAAUACAAGAGGGAAAUGAAAAAACGAGAAACAGAAAUUGCAAACAUGACACGACUGGUGAAAAAGAUCAUUGUUCAAAAACAAAUCGACAUUGAUGAAAAUUCUGAAGAUAUUUUGAAUAUGCCAGUUGUUUCAAUUCAACAUUUGAAAAGCGAUCUAAUAACAAGUGGGAUGGUAACCAAUGCAGAGUAUGAAAUGGCAGUCGAUGAACGCUGGGAAUAUCCCCGACAAAACCUGCACAUUAUGCAUACUUUGGGUGAAGGCGAAUUUGGAAAGGUUGUUCAAGCUGAAGCAAGUAACAUUUUAGAACAAGUAAGCGGAAUUACAAUUGUGGCAGUGAAAAUGCUCAAAGACAACCAUACUGACUCAGAUAUGAUCGAUUUAGUAUCCGAAAUGGAGGUACUGAAACUACUCGGAAAUCACCCAAACAUCCUCCGACUCCUUGGCUGCUGUAGCCAAGGAGGACCCUUGCUUGUAAUCACAGAAUUCGCUCACAAUGGAAACCUGAAAAAUUUCCUACAAAAAUACCGUCAUCAAUCCACUAAACCUACAGAAAUCACUCUUUUGACUUAUGCUCGUCAAAUUGCUGAGGGCAUGACUUAUAUGGCUGCUAUGAAGUGCAUUCACCGAGAUUUAGCGGCUCGAAACAUUCUUGUAACAGCCGACCACAUGAUGAAAAUAGGUGAUUUUGGCCUCGCCAGAAAUAUCAGAAGUGCAGAAUACUACAGAAAAACCACACAAGGUAGACUUCCUAUAAAAUGGAUGGCACCUGAAACUUUAUUUGAUGACAAAUACUCAUUGAAAUCUGACGUGUGGUCGUAUGGAGUACUAUUAUGGGAAAUUGUAAGCUUUGGGCAGAAUCCAUACCCUUCCAUUAAAACCUUCGCCGGGGUGAUUCAAGUUUUAAACCAGAAUUGUCGGCUGGAGAAGCCCCAAAACACAUCAACAGAUGUGUACAAUUUGAUGCUGGAUUGUUGGGAAUAUGAAGCCAAACGGCGUCCAAAUUUCUCAACAAUUGUUGAACGCAUAACCGAGUUAUUGGAUAAUAUAGAGUCCGAUUAUUUAGAAAAUUCUGAUCAAUUUGAAUUAAGAAGCUUAAUUAAUACGACAGACUCCAUUGAAUAAUUUUUGUAUGAAAUUACCACAAACUUCAUUCACCCGUUAGAGUCUCACGAAAUUGGACUUUUCUCCAGCUAUUUCCAAUUGCUCCUGAAGGCUUUAUAAUCAACCUUGGCAACAGAAAAUUUGAUUUUAUGAUAAGUUCGAAUUUCCAAAUCGAUUGGUGUUGGUGAAUCACAAAUCCGAGGUGACAAGUUCAGAUUUUCAGAAACUGUAUCUUUUUGUGUAUAAAUUUUUUUUCGUUUAUAUAGGUACCUACCUAUUUAUAUUUGUUUAAAUAAAGUUAUAUGUAUUACCUUAUUUAUUUUUAGAAAUUUAUUCAUUUUGUUAUUAAUUUACGAAAUACUAAUGAUAUUUUCAUUUAUUUAUGUGUACUUAUAUAUGUAGUAAGUAAUCAAUUUCAACGUUGGAACUCUAGUUUAAUUUUAAAAAUUAUUUUUACAUAAAUUGAUUUAAUUUAUAGGCAAGUACAUACCUACUUAAAAUAGAAUCAUCAGAGAUUUUCUAUCAUAUUAAAUUGAAUUAAAAAUCGAGUAAAUUUAUAAAAUUUAUUGAAUUUAGGAGUCUGUAUCUACCUUAUAAUUUCUUACGGAAGAUUUUAGCACUUUUUAUAGGUAUUCUAAUG